AACAGCUGAUGUCGUGUGGAGGAAGGCACGCACAUGUGACUUUGGAGAGCGAAUUGAAUAAUAUAUUAGUUGUUGUCAAGAGAUUUAUUUGUCUCGACGCGUUUUUUUGUCGAUUUUGUAAUGGCAGCCAAAAAGUUGUUUUCUCUGGUGUUCGUCAGGAGAGACAAUCAAAUUUUGUUGGGAAAGAAAAAACGGGGCUUUGGCCAAGGAAAGUGGAACGGCUUCGGUGGAAAAGUCGAGCCCAACGAAACUCCUUUGGUAGGAGGCAUCCGCGAGCUAAGAGAGGAAUGCGGUCUGAUUGGGACGGAUUUGCGUACAAUAGGCCUCUUGCACUUUGAAUUCGAAGGCGAGCCCACCCUUAUGGAGGUUCACGUUUUCGAGACAUUCACGUUCGCGGGCGAACUUACAGAGUCUGAUGAAAUGCGACCACAAUGGUAUGACGUUAAAAACAUACCUUACGACAAGAUGUGGUUAGACGACAUUCAUUGGUAUCCCUACAUGCUGCGCAGCGAGCUUUUUAAGGGCUACUUUCUGUACAGAGGCACGGAUUUCAUCGUUAAGUACAAGAUCGAUAAAAUUGAAGGGAACGAGCUCAAGGGCGCUUGAGACGCUUGAACCUUUCGUAAAAUUUCGUGCUUAGUUCACCAUUCAACAAGUAUUUAGUAUUAGUAUAAAAAAAAAAAUUUCUUUUUUCUACAACACUUUCAUUUAUAAUUGUGUUUAUCACAUUUACUCGUGUAUAUAUAGUUACUGGAUCAGUUGGCAUCCUUAACAAACGUGUUGAAAAAAUGCUUUUUUAACGUUAAGAGUAUCUCAGUGUAGAUGGAAAAAAUGCUGCAACGAUGAAAAAAAAAGAUAAAAAAAGAUCAUUCUGACUUUUGCAUUAAAGAACCUUAUAAAAUCUGUGAGUACCUAUUUAUAAAUACGUAAUAAGUAAGGCUAGUUGCAAAAUGCUGCUUGUACUACGUUUUUCAAUAAUAAAUUAAAAAUGUUUAUAAAAAUA
Messenger RNA from Copidosoma floridanum, 1003 nucleotides. RefSeq names its product oxidized purine nucleoside triphosphate hydrolase. Gene Ontology annotation, biological process: DNA protection. Gene Ontology annotation, cellular component: cytoplasm. Gene Ontology annotation, molecular function: 8-oxo-7,8-dihydroguanosine triphosphate pyrophosphatase activity. Lineage: Eukaryota; Metazoa; Arthropoda; Insecta; Hymenoptera; Encyrtidae. The record is from RefSeq and is a predicted model, not a curated record.